Rhinichthys klamathensis goyatoka is the source of this 1432-nucleotide messenger RNA. RefSeq names its product trace amine-associated receptor 13c-like. Gene Ontology annotation, molecular function: trace-amine receptor activity. Gene Ontology annotation, biological process: G protein-coupled receptor signaling pathway. The record is from RefSeq and is a predicted model, not a curated record. The transcript has a single exon. Lineage: Eukaryota; Metazoa; Chordata; Actinopteri; Cypriniformes; Leuciscidae. Gene Ontology annotation, cellular component: membrane. Bases 424 to 1422 code for a protein of 332 amino acids.
CACAAAAUGGCAGUAAAAAAGUUGGCAGGUAAUACACAGAGAUUUACCUAUAACUAACAAUUAUAGGUAACUAACAGUCUGUAAUUCUUGUAGCUUCUAUGAAUUGCUCAAGCAACCUGGAUAGUAACCAAACCAAACUGACUGUGUGGUGUAAAUUAAACAAAAAUCUGAAUUCAUAAUUUUUGUUAGGCCAUAAACUAUAGAAUUAACAUCCCCAUGCUUAUGAAUAUUUAACUUAUGGGUGUGUUUAAAAUCAAUGCAUCAACCCUCCUGUGUAUGAUGUGGCCAGGUUUCAUUUAAUAUAAAUGAAUCCACAAAACUGACACCAAACCAACAAGCGUGAAAAUCCUCCCACAGCUACAAAAUGUUGCUAUGAAGUGGUCUUAUUUUUAAAACUUGGGGUAUUCCUAAUACAUUUUUAAAAUGCUUAACAGGGUAAUGACAGAUGCAGAUAAUCAAGAAAUGGACUACUGCUUUUUAAACAACAAUUUGUCAUGCAUCAAAGAAAUCAAACCUCAAGUGGAGUACUUUGUUUUGUACAUUUUCAUAUCUUUAGCAUCUUUUUUCACUGUGUUUCUGAACCUGCUGGUGAUCAUCUCCAUCUCUCACUUCAAGCAGCUUCACACUCCAACCAACCUGCUCAUUCUCUCUCUGGCUGUGGCUGACCUGCUUGUGGGACUGAUUGUUAUACCACUGAUGGGCAUCAGAUAUAUUGAGACAUGUUGGUACUUUGGAGAGACAUUUUGUUCUUUGUUUCCAUUUAUUCUUUAUACUGUUGUUUCAGCAUCUGUUGGUAAUUUAGUUUUUAUAUCUAUAGAUCGUUACAUUGCUGUGAAAGAUCCUCUGCAAUAUUCAACAAGGGUCACCACCAACAAAGCUGUUUUUUGUAUCAUUUUAAACUGGCUAUGUUCAAGCAUAUAUUCAGUUAUCAUGUUAUACAAUGCUAUUUUCUAUACGGAGAACCCAAUUACAUGUUACGGGGACUGUAUUGUUACUGUCAAGUUUGAGUAUGUUCUCACAGACCUCAUUGUUUCAUUAGUGGCCCCUUGUUCAGUAAUAAUAUCUUUAUAUGGGCAGAUCUUCUGUGUAGCAAAAUAUCAAGCUCGGCUCAUAAACUCUGUCACAAAUGUCAGCAGGUCAGAAAAAAAGGCAGCAAAAACACUGGGGAUUGUUAUAACUAUUUAUCUUCUAUGUUGGAUACCAUAUUACAUAGCCUCUCUUUUUCCAGGAUAUGAUUCAAAUGAAUCAGCUGUAAUGAACAUUAUGUGUUGGAUUAUGUAUAUGAAUUCUUGUAUGAACCCCCUCAUCUAUGCACUAUUUUAUAGAUGGUUUAGAAUAUCAAUUAAACACAUUCUGUCUCUGAAAAUAUUCGAACCAUCAUCAGAAUACUUAAGUCUGUUCCCUGAGGUAAAUGAUCAGUGAUAAUAUAUAA